This is a messenger RNA of Phalaenopsis equestris, 468 nucleotides long. RefSeq names its product very-long-chain 3-oxoacyl-CoA reductase 1-like. Lineage: Eukaryota; Viridiplantae; Streptophyta; Magnoliopsida; Asparagales; Orchidaceae. Gene Ontology annotation, cellular component: endoplasmic reticulum. Gene Ontology annotation, molecular function: ketoreductase activity. The record is from RefSeq and is a predicted model, not a curated record. The transcript has a single exon. The annotation marks the transcript as partial.
GGCGCCCCCGACGGCAUCGGCCUGGCCAUCGCCGUCGAACUAUCUCGCCGUAAAAUUCAUCUCGUAAUCGUCGGGAGGAACCCAGCCAAGCUCAAAAAAGCCUCGGACAUCAUAGUCGCGCAGGGCCAUGGCACCCAAGUGAGGACCGUGGUUUGGGACCUGGCCGUCGGAGGCGACUGCAGUGGGGCCGAGAGGCUGAGGCAGGCAAUCGCGGGGUUGGAGGUGGGAGUGCUGUUUAACUCCGCCGGAGCAACGUAUCCCGGUGCGGCGUAUUUCCAUGAGGUGAAGGAGAGGGUGUGGAGGGAAGUGGUGAGAGUGAACGUGGAGGGGAUGAGCCACGUCACCAGAGUGGUUCUGCCGGGGAUGGUCAGCAGACGGCGCGGCGCGGUGGUGAAUGUCGGGUCGGCUUCGUCGGUAGCGGUGCCGUCGUUUCCGUUCUACGCCGUCUACGCCGCAACUAAAGCGUGA